Molecule: messenger RNA, 522 nt
Organism: Cadophora gregata
Lineage: Eukaryota; Fungi; Ascomycota; Leotiomycetes; Helotiales; Ploettnerulaceae
Exons: 6
Coding region: 1-522 (173 amino acids)
Cellular component (GO): mitochondrion
Source: RefSeq, a predicted model, not a curated record
AUGGUACAACGAAAUCUACCCAUUGCGACCACAAAAAUCACGAUGCUUUCCCGGCGAGUUGCGACAGCUCGCCCGCUGCGGAAUGCUUUCCCUGUCAUUCGACGAGCAGCUCUCAAUCAACAGCGAGGAGUUGCGCAGGCUGGACCAGAAUAUCCCAGAUUAACUGACGUCGAGGAUCCUGGAAUGAAUGGAGGAUACAUCAAUCCACCACCGGUCAAACGUCAAUUUCGUGACCCUCAUGCAGAUUGGUGGGACAAGCAAGAGCGUCGAAACUAUGGAGAGCCAGUUCAUGAGGACAAUGAUAUCCUAGGGAUGUUUUCGCCGGAGGAGUAUACGCACACCAAGCCAGGCAAGGGUUUGUUCCAGAUCGGAUGUUUUAUUGCAGCCGUUCUAGGACUCUGUACUGUAGUUGGGAUGUCAUACCCGGAUAAGCAGUCGGUACCAAGAGAGUUCGAAGGCGGACUGGAACGGGAAUUGGGAGGGCCAACCGCAGUCAGGGCGAGGGCUCCAGGUGAUGAAUAG